AUGUAUUCCCAGCUUGACGCGUCCCGGAAAGAAAUACGUCUACUCCAUGUUCACCCAGGGACCUGGAAUGAUGACAUCGAAUGCCACCUUGAGACUGCCUCGCUGAACGACAACCCACAAUUCUACGCGAUCUCGUAUGUUUGGGGCGACCCAACGAUAACGUUACCCAUCAGGAUCGAUGGCGAGUCGCUGGAAAUAACGCAGAAUCUGCGCAAUGGGCUGCAACGAUUGCGGAGAACGGAUGAGACAUUGAUCAUCUACGCGGAUGCAGCCUGCAUCAACCAGUCGGACCUCAACGAGCGUUCUGAACAAGUACAGCUCAUGGGCGAAAUAUAUAGUUUGGCGGAAGAAACGUUCAUCUGGCUCGGCUACGGAUGCAGCCCGCGAGCGCCCUUCAAACGGCCGGCCACCGUCGACUGGACUGGAGAUGAAAGAGACGCGACAACAGUGGAUGCCUACUUCAAGCAGAGCAAGAUCCGGGAUGGUGGAAGAGAAGAGCAAAAGGAGGCAGAGGACGUACUUGGCUUCUUUGUUUACAUACGAAUCUGUGGCAUGGACAAGCACGUAGGCGAAAUCCCCUUCUUCACUGUAGAGAACGGGCGGCUGCUUCGCAAGGAGGGCUGGUCAGCAGUCAUUCGAGCUACGAAGACAUGGAUUUCCAACCCAUGGUGGUAUCGAAUCUGGGUUGUACAAGAGACGGUGCUUGCUCGACGGGCCACAGUGGUUUACUGCAACAACACGAUGCCAUGGAAUACGCUCAUAGAGGCAGUUCAGUCCAUCACCAGACACUCCAAAGGCUGUUGCAGAAGCCUGAGCUUAUCGCUACCGACAAACGGCAGGUUGGCUUGGAGUCAAUUAUCAUUCGCCGUGCACACCGGCGCGGUAGCCCUCCAGAAGCUCAGACAGCGAGGCAAAAGACUGUGUCUGAGUCAAGUCAUGCGUCUAGUGCACCUGCACGAAGCGACGAAUAUCAGAGACAAUGUGUUCGGUGUACUAGGUCUCGUAACAGACUGGCAAGGUACAUCGCCCAUUAUCCCUGACUACAGUCUCUCCCCGAAAGAAGUCUUCAUCCAAGCGACCAUCAGGGAUAUACGCGGUACCCAUUCGUUGGAUGCAUUAAUGGGUAGAACCAUGGCCGGCGUAUCAGGCAUACCAUCUUGGGUCGUGGAAAUAAGCCCGAAAACACCAACACAGUACGCAGUCGCCCAACUCAAACUACAUCGCUCAGCACUGUAUGCAGCGGCGGGCGGAACUGCAGCCCACAUCGAGAGAAGGAAGGAUGUACUCACGGUAGACGCAUUCGAGCCACGCCAGACAAUCUCACAAGUCUCACAGAUAUUACAUACGGAGCGACUUACAUGGAAAAACAUCAUCGACACUCUUGAGACAUGCUAUCGCAUGAUAGAGGCAGAGAAGGAAAAUGUCUUCCGCGCUUUGGCAAACCAGUCCUUGGAAGAAGCGCUCUGGCGUAUCUUGACGACUGACUGCUGGGAACCGCUUCCGUUGAACCACGCGGCUUCCUCCAACGACUCUUCGCGAGGAAACAAAGCACAGAGAUUCCGCAAUACGAAUGUCACGCGCUUGGGACGGAACUUGCAGGCUUGGUGUCAGGCUCGAGCGACGAAUCCUGAUGCUGUAGGAAGUCUGCAUGGCGAGGAUCUUAGCGACGAUCGCUUUUUCUAUGAGUCGUGGUUUACGUCGGGCUUUGAUCGGAGGUUCUUUAUCACGACGGAUGGGUACAUGGGUGUAGGCCCACCGGAGAUGCUGCCGGGCGACUCUGUUGCUAUUUUGUUGGGAGGACGCGUACCGUUCUGCCUCCGAGCAGCUGAGGAUGGGACUAAAGGUCACUAUACGCUCGUCGGAGAUGCGUAUGUGCAUGGGCUGAUGGAUGGAGAAGGCGUUCCGGCGAAUUGGAAGGAGCAUAUCGUUAAGAUACAUCUCCAUUGA
This is a messenger RNA of Alternaria arbusti, 1947 nucleotides long. RefSeq lists its product as uncharacterized. The record is from RefSeq and is a predicted model, not a curated record. The transcript has a single exon. NCBI's taxonomy places the organism in Eukaryota, Fungi, Ascomycota, Dothideomycetes, Pleosporales, Pleosporaceae. The coding region runs from base 1 to 1947 and encodes 648 amino acids.